UCACCCGGCCUCUUGUCCCAAGCUUUCUGGAAGGGAGUUUGACCAAGAUCGACCAUGACAACUUACAGCGACAAAGGCCCAAAGCCCGAGAGAGGCCGAUUCCUCCACUUCCAUUCCGUGACGUUCUGGGUUGGCAAUGCCAAACAGGCUGCCUCCUUCUACUGCAACAAGAUGGGCUUUGAACCGCUGGCCUACAAGGGCCUGGAAACAGGGUCCCGGGAGGUGGUCAGCCAUGUGAUCAAGCAAGGAAAGAUUGUCUUUGUCUUCUCCUCGGCACUCAACCCCUGGAACAAAGAGAUGGGCGAGCACCUGGUGAAACACGGUGACAGUGUGAAGGACAUCGCCUUCGAGGUGGAGGACUGCGAGCACAUCGUGCAGAAAGCUAGAGAACGAGGGGCCAAAAUCGUGCGGGAGCCCUGGGUGGAGCAGGACAAGUUUGGGAAGGUGAAGUUUGCUGUGCUGCAGACGUACGGGGACACCACUCACACUCUGGUGGAGAAGAUAAACUACACCGGUCGAUUCUUGCCUGGAUUCGAGGCCCCGAUAUCCAAGGAUCUCUUGCUUCCCAAGCUGCCCAAAUGCAACCUGGAGGUCAUAGAUCACAUAGUAGGAAACCAGCCUGACCAGGAGAUGGUGUCUGCCUCUGAAUGGUACCUGAAGAACCUGCAGUUCCACCGCUUCUGGUCAGUGGACGACACCCAGGUGCACACGGAGUACAGCUCUCUGCGCUCCAUUGUGGUGGCCAACUACGAGGAAUCCAUCAAGAUGCCCAUCAACGAGCCAGCGCCUGGCAAGAAGAAGUCCCAGAUCCAGGAAUAUGUGGAUUACAACGGGGGUGCCGGGGUCCAGCACAUCGCUCUCAAGACUCAAGACAUCAUCUCCGCGAUCCAGCACUUGAGAGACAGAGGAUUGGAGUUCUUGGAGGUGCCAUCAACAUACUACAAGCAGCUUCGGGAGAAUCUCAAGUCAGCCAAGAUCCGGGUGCAGGAAAGCAUCGACACGCUGGAGAAGCUGAAAAUCCUGGUGGACUACGACGAGAACGGCUACCUCCUGCAGAUUUUCACCAAACCCAUGCAGGACCGGCCCACGCUCUUCCUGGAAGUCAUCCAGCGCCACAACCACCAGGGCUUUGGGGCCGGCAACUUCAACUCGCUGUUCAAGGCCUUCGAGGCGGAGCAGGACCUUCGCGGCAACCUCACCGACCUGGAAACCAACGGGGUGGGCUCCAUCAUGUAGGCCCCGCCCCGCCGGCCACGCCCACGCACAGUUUAGAUCCCUCCCCAUAGGUCGGCUCGGGGAGCCGAGGCUCCGCCCGCCUCGUGGCCACGCCCACACUCCCUGUUCGCCUCGGGCCUCCUGAGUAAAGGGCCGCAGAAUCCAGGC
Messenger RNA from Dipodomys spectabilis (banner-tailed kangaroo rat), 1383 nucleotides. RefSeq names its product 4-hydroxyphenylpyruvate dioxygenase (gene Hpd). The transcript is spliced from 14 exons. The coding region runs from base 55 to 1236 and encodes 393 amino acids. The record is from RefSeq and is a predicted model, not a curated record. Gene Ontology annotation, cellular component: endoplasmic reticulum membrane; Golgi membrane. Lineage: Eukaryota; Metazoa; Chordata; Mammalia; Rodentia; Heteromyidae. Gene Ontology annotation, molecular function: 4-hydroxyphenylpyruvate dioxygenase activity. Gene Ontology annotation, biological process: L-tyrosine catabolic process.